AACAGUCACUUUACUUCUAGACAAGAAGUUUGACUGGUGGAGGAAAAGUUUGUGUUUUUAGUUUUGUAUCUUAAGGAGGGUUCACUCUGCUCAAAGUCUGAGAAAACGAAUGAUUUAUUUAUUAUAUUUAUUAUUGUCUUGUCUGUUUGUGGAUCUCUGGACUCUUUAUUGUAUCAUUCAGACUUUUCUCACAACUGUAUAUUGUAAUUCUGUGUGUUAACAAACACAAAUGUUGUUAAUUCAACAUGAAAAGUUUAUUUGUUGGUUGAUUCAACGUUAAAGAAAAGUUUCUACAUGUGAACUAACAUAAAUGUUGAGUGACCAGUCCGGCAGCCCGCUGUCACUACUGAGGAUUUAAAACUCAUCGCUGAAGAAGGGGAACCUUGUAUUUUACAUAGAACAGUAUUUCACUGGGAUGCAUUUCACUUCCCUGGAUUCAAACGAUACAGAUUCAUUUGUUUUAAAUCAGGAAGUAGAUCAAGUUCACUUCAGAGGGAAACUGCAAAGGCCUCACCUGCAGGGAAACAAAGACCCCAUCAGCUCUCAGCUGCCUCUGGAACAAGUUUGACCCCCCCCCCCCCCUCCACUGCUGCCUGCAGCGCCACCGUGUGUCGGUGAGCGGUGCUGCCCUCCAGCUCCCGGAAGACACCGUGUGAGGUGUUGGACAUGAAGACUCCUGGGUUGACAUGGCGUCUCUCACGGGACGUGGCUGCUUCCUCGGCGCGGUGUCGCUGCUGAACUUCGCCUUCGUCUUCGUUUCCGCCGCAGACUUUAUCCGCUUCGUGUCGUUCAGAGCGAUUUACCACAACAUCACCGGAGAGACGAGCCUGUGUCAAGACUCCAUACCAUGGACGGUGGCGCUGCAGGACAGCUCUGUCCUCUGGUCUCUUGUCGUGGACGUGGGGCUGCUGGCUCUCUUCACCACCCAGCACAGUCUGCUGGCCUGGACGCCCGUCAAACAGGCUCUCCAGUCGGUGCUGGGGGCCCUGAACAGGACGGCAUACUGCUUCACCACGGCACUGGCCCUCCAGAUCCUGAUGAGGUACUGGCAGCCAGUGACUGGCGCCCCCUGUCUGUGGUCGGUGCGUCAUGCACCCUGGAGCAUCUGGUUCCCCCUGCUCUGCUUCACUCUGCACUUCCUGUGCUGGGCGAUCAUCUGCAGCAUCCUCAUGAUCUUCGAUUACCCAGAGCUGUUGGGCAUCAAGCAGGUGUACUAUGAGUGUCUCGGUUUGGGAGACCCUCUCUCCUACAAGUCCACCGGUGCCCAACGCUUCCUGUCUCACCUCCGCCACCCGGUGUGCCUGGAGCUGGGUGUCGUGCUGUGGUUCCUGCCGGCCUUGUCCCUGGACCGGCUCCUGCUGGCGGGGACUCUGUCGACCUACCUGGCCCUGGCACACUCUCUGGACAAACAGGAUUUAGCGUACCUCUGCGUCCAGAUUAGGAGCAAGAUGCAGCUCCUUGCCAAGCCACAGCGCGGCACCACCGAAGGCACCGACACCACAGACACCACCGACGACUACUACAAGGAGAAGUGACACAAAGGUGUAACUGCUGACAUGUGACGCUGACUGCUGAAUACUAACCAGAAGUAUUUGUAUAAAACUGACUUCAGCAGAGACUGUGAUCCUCUGUAAGCUUGAAAUCUGCUGUGCUGAGUAAGAAAAACAAAACUUUACCUUACUUUACUGUAUUUUUUCAACAUUUUCUUUUUAAUGGUUUCAGACAGGGAACGUUUUAUAACAAACACCUCCUCUACUAAUAAUGAUGGUGAUCAGUUCUUAGGUUGGCCACUAUUGCUUUUACAUUUCUGAGCCAAUUUCAUCUAGUGGUUAUAUUUUUAUCAAUCAUUUUAUCUUCACAUUAAAUUAAAGUGGAUAUUUUAUGUCAUGUAUCAUCUGGCUCCACUAAUACCAGUUGUUUGGGGCUGAUACUGAGAUUAGAUUGUAGUGGUAAUUAGUAGAAAUAAUAUUUGUACAUUUGCCUUAACAUUAAAACUAAAUAUAGCAUUAAAUAUUUAUUUUUAAAUUUUCACCAAGAUGCAUAAUAAGUUUACAGUUGAAGCUGAAAUAUUUUUUGCGAUGAAACCUUUUUUAUUUUACAACACUGAAUGUCAUUGUCAGAGUAUAGUUUUAUAUGCUGUUAAAUACCAUGUGCCAUUUUAUUUGAAUGUAUUUUUCAGUACACUGAUUUUGAAUUGAAUUGUCCUCGGAAGAGAAUGUAAAAUUGAGAUUUCACACUGGAUAACGAACCUAUAGCUAUAAUGGAAACCACAUUUCUGAGAUUGCGAAUGUAUUUUGCUGUAUUUUGUGGGAACGUCACAAUAGUUAAAAGCCACUGGAAAUUGAA
Paralichthys olivaceus (Japanese flounder) is the source of this 2346-nucleotide messenger RNA. It is a transcript of the gene nrm, whose product is annotated as nurim. The record is from RefSeq and is a predicted model, not a curated record. NCBI's taxonomy places the organism in Eukaryota, Metazoa, Chordata, Actinopteri, Pleuronectiformes, Paralichthyidae. Gene Ontology annotation, cellular component: nuclear membrane.